Perca fluviatilis (European perch) is the source of this 867-nucleotide messenger RNA. RefSeq names its product C5a anaphylatoxin chemotactic receptor 1-like. The transcript has a single exon. Gene Ontology annotation, biological process: G protein-coupled receptor signaling pathway. Lineage: Eukaryota; Metazoa; Chordata; Actinopteri; Perciformes; Percidae. The record is from RefSeq and is a predicted model, not a curated record. Gene Ontology annotation, cellular component: membrane. The coding region runs from base 1 to 867 and encodes 288 amino acids. Gene Ontology annotation, molecular function: G protein-coupled receptor activity.
AUGCCCUUUAACACCACCGUCCCGUUGUCGGUGGAUUUCAAAACACCGGAGGACUUCCUCAUCUUCAUUUUCCAUAUUCUGUUCGCCACAAGCGCCGUGCUCGUCGCCGGCUCGGUGGUCAUCGCGAUUUCCUCCAACCGGUACCUGCGAGGCCAGAACCGUUUUAUAUUCAUGCUGAACACGAGCAUCAGUGACACUCUGACCGGCUUCUCGGUCUACUACCUCGGCCUCUUCGACGUCCAAGAGGGCUAUCCCUCGAGGAAUGGGACGUACUACAUUUUACCCUCAUUUCUAGGUGUCAACGUCUUAACCUUCCUCUUCGCUCAGUUUGACCGGUACUUCGCCGUGUGCCAUCCAUUCUUUUACAACCGCUAUAUAACGAGGUCUUUUGUUAUUGGCAUUUGCGCGUUUUGUUGGAUUUACACAUACUCUAUCCUCACGGUGCAGAACAUGGUGCCUAUUUCAAAAGCGGCUCAAAUAAACGCGUUUGGUGUAAUGACUCUACAGAUUAUUGUACUCACUAAAGUGUUGAUGACAAUUAAGUUAUACAACAUAGCCAGGAACCACCUGGCGAGAGAGGCGCCCAGUGCCGAGAGAGAUAACAAAAAGGAGUCGCUGCGCAUCAUUGUGUUUGUGGUUAUUUGCUUCUUGGCUCUGUGGUGUCCAUCCUUUGUCAAUAUAAUUGUUAGACAGUUGACGAGUAAUGGUCUCAGGUUUAGGAAUGAAGCCACUAACCUGUUCGCCAUCAUGGCACGCCUGAACGCACUGGUGACCCCGGCUGUGUACAUCUGGGGCAGCCCGGCGCUACGGAAGGCCCUGUGGAGAACAGUGUGGCGGAGGGUCUGUCCCUGCCGGACGGCAAGGUGA